Papaver somniferum (opium poppy) is the source of this 1537-nucleotide messenger RNA. RefSeq lists its product as uncharacterized. The record is from RefSeq and is a predicted model, not a curated record. NCBI's taxonomy places the organism in Eukaryota, Viridiplantae, Streptophyta, Magnoliopsida, Ranunculales, Papaveraceae. The coding region runs from base 113 to 1423 and encodes 436 amino acids. The transcript has 7 exons.
UAUCUCACUCUCACCUCAGUGUUGCAGAAAACAAAUCACAGUUUCAAGCCACCAUGAACUCCAUCCUCCAUCUCUCAUCAAACCCCAUUUUCGUACCUUAAUUUGCUUCUAAAUGGCUUUAAUUACUCAACCCUCAUUCAUUUCCAUCUCCCACACUAAUGGAGGAGUAUCUUCAUUUUGUAAAAGUAGCAUUUUUAUAUCAUCAAAAUCCAAAAACUUAAGAAACCUAAAAUUUUUAGCUUCUUCAAGUGAUUCUAACAAUGAUUCAUCUGAACCCAAAUCUUCUGAUAAUAUCAAUAGUGGAAAGAAAGAAAUUCCUCUUGCAGUUAGACUUGCAAUGGAGAAAGCUAAAAAGUACAAGAAGACUAAAACUAUUGAUAGCAGCAGUAGCAUCAUUGUUCCAGACAAGGAGGAAAGUUCAGGAUCAGGGAAUGCAAUUGGGGAAAGUUCAGGAGAUGAGUAUCCUGAGGAAAAGUUGAGUAAGAAAGGAGUAUCCAGGAUUCCUAGCAUUGAUUUUGUUGGUCUCAGUUUUUCUGAUAAGAAGCAGACCAGAGGGUUACCAGCUGGUCUGGUUCCUAUGACGGACUCUUAUUCGGAUGGUGAUUUACCUGAGGUGGAAUUCAUUGCUGGGGAUAUCAGCAAGUUUGCACCUAAAACACCAUUAAAACCAGAGUUGACUGAGGAAGAACAAGAUGAUUCUGAUGUGUAUAAACCUACGGUUUCGACUUGGGGAGUCUUUCCAAGGCCUAGUAACAUAUCGAAAACGUAUGGUGGUGGAAAAGUCAUUCAACCAGGAGGGAUUCAGGAAGCAUCAAGAGAUAAAGCUGCAAAAGACGCGCGCACUAAAAAACUUGUCGCAAAUUACAAGAGUAUGGCGGGCUUAAUUGUCGAUCCCAAGCUAAAGUCUGAAUGCGAAAAGGUUUUUUUUGAAUGCAAAAAAAAGAAAAAAAAAUCAACUUUGAAAGAAGGUGACACUUUGAUGGACAAGGGAAAACUUCAGCAAGCAUUACCCUAUUAUGAAAAAGUAAUGAAAGAUAUGGCCUUUCAGAAUGAGCUUCAUGGGCGAGCUGCUUUGCAGUGGUCUAUUUGUCAAGAUUCACUUAACAGGUCAGCUGAGGCUCGAGUUAUGUACGAGAAACUGCAGUCUCAUCCAACUGUUGACGUAAGAAAGAAAGCCAAGCAACUAAACUUCGGCUUCGAGGCCAUGGAAAUGAUCAAGUUUAAGAGCACAUCCCUCCCCAUAAAUUUAGGUUAUCAAAAUUACUUUGACGCUUUUGUAGAAGAAAAAACUGGGUCUGCUAGAGCAGCCGAUGAAGAAGAAGAUAACAUUGCGCUCAGACAAACUAUUCCAUACGUCAUAUUUCUUCUCGCUCCACUUUUUAUUGUGUUCCUAUUAGCUCUAAGAAAAGCUGUUUCAUUGUAAAGUUGGCUACUAUACACACUGUUCAUUUUUUUUUUGAUUACUAUUGUGGAUCGUUCAGAAUUCAGUAGUUGAUAUUGAGUGAUAUUAAAAAAAAAGUUCAUUCUCUCGAUCAAA